AUGUUCGCAGUGGAGCCCUUGAAAGAGAGGGUGCAGCGCUGCGCCGUCUGGGAGAAGGUGAAGGAAGGCCAGGCGGAAGCCAUCGAGGGGCUGACAGAGCUGGCAGCUUGCAGAAGACAGGCUUACCGCAAUGUGGAAACAGCUCGAAACAUUAAGACAAUCAUGCCCAUGGCAUGCAGUGAAUUGAGACAUGGUAUCUGCCAGGGCCUCUUGAGUGUUUCUUUGGAGACCAGACCGCCUCUGCCAGGCCAUGUGCACCUCAUCACUAGAGAUGACGUGCAAGAGCAGCUGGGCGGCGGUGACUGUAAGCACGGCGGUGAUCGUAAGCUGUUUUUUGCUUUCGAUGUGUCUGGCAGCAUCGAGACGCAUGAGCUGGUUAAGCUCUGUUCGAUUGACGGCUGCGGUCUAACAGCCCAAGAUAUCAAGGAGUGGAUCAAAGACUGUGACGUGGAUGGUCUUGGGGAGGUCACUGUGGAGGAUGUUCACAAGGGUCUUACCCGCGGCAAUGUUGCUUUCACCUUGGUGAAGAAGACAUUGUUUGGCCAAGAGAAGGACCACAAGUCGACCGAAUGUUCACUGACGGAGCUGUUGGAUUGGCUGAAGUACGAAUAUGACAAGAAGAGCAAUCUCUGGUCGCUGCCAGAAACGCUGCUGCUCUUCUUUGCCCUCGUUGGGACUGCUGUGUUGCACCUCGGCGUGUUCGAUGCGUUCAGGAUUUCGCAAGUGCACGAAGCAGGUCUUGGAUUCGGUGAUUUCCUCGCCUACGAUAUGGUCGAUAGGGAGACUUUUUGGAUCUGGCUCGAGCGCGCAUUCCUACGCAACAUGUUGAGGCAUGAUCUGUUUUCUUUCGUGCGGCAGUACCGCUACGGAGGCAACUACGGACAGGACCCUGUUGUGACGAGCCCGUUCCUUGGCCGACUGUUCAAGGAGCAUCAGAUCAUUGGAGCAGUCCGAGCACGGAGGUGGGUCUCAGACCCCCAGGAGUGCGAUGUGGGGGACUUCUGGAAGGCAAUCUACCCAACAUGUCAUCAGCAAGGCCCACAGCGGCCGGAGGAUUGGUACAUGUUCUACCAUCAAAAGAGAGAGACUCUUGAGGAGCAACUACACCAGUACCGGGACAGCGCAUGGCUCGAUGCGAACACCCUGAAUUUGGACCUUCAGAUCUUCACUUACAAUGCUCACCAGGUUGCCUUCACGCUACAGAGCCUCCGUCUGGAGUGGACACCAGCAGGCUACCUCAUCCAACGGCCAGGCAAUCGCGAGACUUUCUAUGGCUCUCCGUAUCAUAACCUGGCACUGGUGCUGCCUGACCUCAUCUUCAUCGCCCUGCUUUUUAGCAUCUUGUACGCGGAGCUCAAAGAAGCAAUCCCUGCGGCUAUGAACGGCUUGGAUGGCCUGAAGGACUACCUCAAGUUCUGGAACGUCGUGGACUGGAUCAACGUAACAGUUGGGCUUGGGUCUGUGUGUAUCUGGAUCACCUUUGUGCUGAAGGUGACUAUGGAAGUGAGGGAUGUAUUGGCUGGCUUACCGUCCGAGCUCUUGGACUUGGCAGUUUUCGCCAAUCGCAGUUACCUGACCUAUGAGGAGUUCAACAGCGUAGUUGAUCGACAGGAAUUUGAGAUGAAAAUGUCGGAUGUUCUGACGGUUGCUGAAGAGACGAGUUAUCUCUACGUGUUAGUGCGCUCGUCCCUCUUCUUCUACCUGUUUGUUUUGAUGUUCAAGUUCUUCAAAGCUUUCCGAGCAAAUGAUCGCCUAGAUGUGGUGAUCCAGACAAUUACAGACUCUGCAACAGAUGUCAUUCACUUUGCUAUCGCCUUUUUGCUCGUUUUUCUGUGCUUUGCAUCAGCUGGUAUGGUGCUUUUUGGCUACACGGUUGAAGGCUUCCACACGUUUGUUUACUCCGUGUUUUUCUGCUGGCGAUCUGGCGUAGGCAUGGAAGACAUUGAGGUGUACGAAAUCUGGUACCAGGUGCUGGCCUACUUCUGGCACUUCACUUACCUUGGUCUGAUGAGCAUCUUGAUGAUCAAUAUCCUGGUUGGUCUCAUCUUCGAGGCCUACGGUCGAAUUCAUGCCAACGCGGGAGAGCCUCCCACGCUGCUCGAGCAGGUCAGUGAGGCAGUGGACACGCUGAGAGACACGAAGGCCUUCUUAAGCAUGUGGUACAUCAUUUGCGAGCUGGAAGAUGAUGAUUUCCCAGCCCAUCCUGCAGAGCUCGUUACGAUACGAAGCUUGAAGAAAGCAUUUGCCAAAGACAGGAUGACGAAGCAAAAUGCAGAGUACCUCAUAGAAAACGCUUCGGCUCACGCUAAGAAGCAGGCGAAGAAGAUCGACCUGUCCGUUGCAGACGGAGUGCGGAUAAUUGGUCAAGCCAGGACGAAUACCAACAAGUUGCUUUCUUUGUCAGAGCAGGUCAAUGCAAUGCUGCGGAAGUUUCAUUUGAAGCACGCUGACGGCCCCAGCGAAGAUGAUUGGCUGAAGACGCUCGGAACAACUACCCCGCAGGCUGUCCAGCAGGAGAACGUGCAGACUGGUAUGCGAGAUCUACUUGAGGAGACGGUGAGGCCAGGGACCUCUGCAGCCUCUCACCGGGACAAGAAGUCUCGCGAAGAGCUGCUACUGGAGCGCAUGCGGAGCCUGACAGGGGAUUUGGUGAAGAAGGGAAAGGAGCAACACAGGCUGGUGGAAUUCAUUGCGCAAACAAUCGAAGGCCGGCAGGACAGCAUUCAGGAGAAGGAUGCCUGGGGACGACAGAAGACGGUCGUUCUUACAGACCGCACGGAGAAGUUGGAGAUUAGCAUCGGCAAGCUUGGGGAGUGCUUGAAAGGGGUCGACCCAAGUCAGCUUCGUGGCAUGCCGGGUAAGCUCCAGGUAGUUGCACAGAAGGUGCGGAGCAUCCAACAGGAGGAUAGCAGCCCAACGUCUUCUCACAAAGCUGAUCAUAUAUCUGUCCUCCAGAAUCAGCUGGAAAGCAUCUGUCAAGAUGUGGAGCAAAUUACCACUCACAUGCGUGCAAAGGUUAACGUGCCCUUGGCUCUCAUGCACAUGGACCACUUUUUUUCCCAAGCCGUCGCGGAGAAGAUGAAGAGCGGCAACAGCACCAAGGCUCUGAGCCGUUCGGCCAGCCAAGCGAGAAGUUUCACCGGUACCUCCCGCAGCAACAUCAGCAGCGACAGCAGCGACCUUUUCGAAGAAAAUUGA
Symbiodinium pilosum is the source of this 3198-nucleotide messenger RNA. The record is from the annotation of a GenBank genome assembly. NCBI's taxonomy places the organism in Eukaryota, Dinophyceae, Suessiales, Symbiodiniaceae.